Messenger RNA from Castor canadensis (American beaver), 2355 nucleotides. It is a transcript of the gene Dgat2, whose product is annotated as diacylglycerol O-acyltransferase 2. Gene Ontology annotation, molecular function: diacylglycerol O-acyltransferase activity. The record is from RefSeq and is a predicted model, not a curated record. Gene Ontology annotation, biological process: triglyceride biosynthetic process; diacylglycerol metabolic process. Lineage: Eukaryota; Metazoa; Chordata; Mammalia; Rodentia; Castoridae. Gene Ontology annotation, cellular component: endoplasmic reticulum membrane.
CUGGCUGUUCUGCUGAGGAUUGUAGGUCCCAGCUCCGGUGCUGUGGCCACUUGAGCUUGGGCGCCGUCCCGGGGCUCCCGUGCUCUGCGCGAAGCCCUGGCCCCGUCGGCCAGGGCAUGGGCCAGAGGCGCGGUGUGAGGCGGCUUCCCGCAGGGCGGUGGCCUGCACCGGUUUCAGCAUGAAGACCCUUAUAGCCGCCUACUCAGGGGUCCUGCGAGGUGAGCGUCGGGCCGCGGCUACCCGGAGCGAGAGCUCAAAUGGAGGAUCUGCAUUAUCACCUCAGAGGUCUGGGAGAUGGGGCGCUGGCUCCAGCAUCCUCUCCGCCCUCCAGGACAUCUUCUCCGUCACCUGGCUCAACAGGUCCAAGGUAGAAAAACAGCUCCAGGUCAUCUCUGUACUACAGUGGGUCCUGUCCUUCCUUGUGCUGGGAGUGGCCUGCAGUGUCAUCCUCAUGUACACCUUUUGCACUGACUGCUGGCUCAUUGCUGUGCUCUACUUCACCUGGCUGGCAUUUGACUGGAACACACCCAAGAAAGGCGGCAGGAGAUCACAGUGGGUACGGAACUGGGCUGUGUGGCGCUACUUUCGAGACUACUUUCCCAUCCAGCUGGUGAAGACACACAACCUGCUGACUACCAGGAACUACAUCUUUGGGUACCACCCACAUGGCAUCAUGGGCCUGGGGGCCUUCUGCAACUUCAGCACAGAGGCCACUGAAGUGAGCAAGAAAUUCCCUGGCAUAAGGCCCUACCUGGCCACAUUGGCUGGCAACUUCCGGAUGCCUGUGCUUCGGGAGUAUUUGAUGUCUGGAGGCAUCUGUCCUGUCAACCGGGACACCAUAGACUACUUGCUUUCAAAGAAUGGGAGUGGCAAUGCCAUCAUCAUCGUAGUGGGGGGCGCCGCUGAGUCCCUGAGCUCCAUGCCUGGCAAGAAUGCAGUCACCCUGCGGAACCGCAAAGGCUUUGUGAAACUCGCCCUGCGCCAUGGAGCUGACCUGGUUCCCACUUACUCCUUUGGGGAGAAUGAGGUAUACAAGCAGGUGAUCUUCGAGGAGGGCUCCUGGGGCCGAUGGGUCCAGAAGAAGUUUCAGAAGUACAUUGGCUUUGCCCCAUGCAUCUUCCAUGGCCGAGGCCUCUUCUCCUCUGACACCUGGGGGCUGGUACCCUACUCUAAGCCCAUCACCACUGUUGUGGGAGAGCCCAUCACCAUCCCCAAGCUGGAGCAUCCUACCCAGCAGGACAUUGACCUGUACCACACCAUGUAUGUGGAGGCCCUGGUGAAGCUCUUUGACAAGCACAAGACCAAGUUUGGUCUCCUGGAGACUGAGGUCCUGGAGGUGAACUGAUCUAGCCCUGAGGGGCCAGCUCCUGGAAGGAACCAGCGGCAAAUCGUUUUCUACUGAGUUCUCAAGUGCUUUUUGUUCUGUAAAUCUGGAAGUGUCAUGGGUGUCUGUGGGUUAUUUAAAGGAAAUUAUAAUUUGUUAAACCAUUACAAUGUUAGGUGUUUUUUAAGAAGGAAGAAGUCAGUAUUUCAAGCUCUUUCACUUCCAGUGUGUCCUGUCCUAUUCUAGGUGGUGGUUCACACAUAGGGCCAUUUCUUCUGCUCUUUCCAGAAUGACAGAGAAAACUUGGCCCUGGCUAACUACAGGACGGACAGCCCUUAGUGAUUCAGGACAGUUAGAGAUCUACUCUUUGCCCCAGGGAUGACAGACAAAGGCCACUGUAACACAAACACCUCCAUUCCCACUACCCUUUGCGUGCUGUCAGACUGAUCCCUCUUGCUGAGGGGAGGACAUUAAGGGCACAGUUGCCACAUUUGGGGAGGGCUUUGGGAGCAUCUGGAAUGCUCCAGCUUUAGUCUUCUCUUUGCCUUUUCACACUAUUUCCUCCACCACCCCCUCCCCUGAGUCUUUCCAAUCUGAGUCUAGCCUGGCUUCCUGUGAUAAUCUGCUGGGAACAGGGCUGUCACAGAGGUAUCAUUUUUUGGGUUAUUCAGCCACUGAGUGCUGGUGGAGUGACUGGUUUUGCUCAGUCCAGCUCAGCUUUGAUAGGGAGCAUAUCUUUCCAGCAGCCUCAGCUAAAUUAUACCCCACAUAUGGCUCACCUGAGUCAUACCCCAUCUGGUGUGAGGAAGGGUCCUUCUGUUCACAGAGGAGUCUAGCCUCCUGCUCAGCACACUGGGUCCAGGACAGGAGGCCCCUGAACCCAAGCCUUAUGUGUGUGCCUUUCUGAGGGUGUUGGGCCAGGGAGGAAACCCAGCCCCUCCCUGUGUAUUCUGUUUUCUCUCCAUGAGAUCACUGUACCAUGUCUGACUUUUGUAUUUUCUUAGACAAAUAAACAGAAACGAGAAACCCUC